Messenger RNA from Parascedosporium putredinis, 936 nucleotides. NCBI's taxonomy places the organism in Eukaryota, Fungi, Ascomycota, Sordariomycetes, Microascales, Microascaceae. The record is from the annotation of a GenBank genome assembly.
AUGUCCUCUGAAGAGCCCCGCGGGCAGUCUAGCGAGGGCUCCUCCGACUCGGAAACCUACCACCGGUCCAUCGAAACCAAGAGCCUCACCGAAAGCAUCCUUGAACAUGUCGUCGAGGGCGGUCUCCGCUAUCACGCUUACCACGCGGGCAAAUACCCGUUUCCCAACGACGACGUCGAGCAGCAGUGUGACGAGAUGCGCCAUGUUAUGACCCUUGAGUUGUGCGACGGCAAGGCCUUUUAUGCACCCGUGGAGGAUCUAUUAACAGAAGGUGCCGAGGUAUUAGACCUUGGUAAGAACUGGAACGGGCGCUUGGUGCACGGAAUAGUUGGUGCCCCCAACGUCCAGUUCCUCGUCGACGACAUCGAACACGAAAACGGAUGGGACUACCCCGAAAACCACUUCGACUACAUCCACAUACGCCACACCCUGCACUCCAUCAAGAACCGGCGGGAUCUUCUCGAGAGAGCGUACAAACACCUCAAACCCGGCGGCUACCUAGAGAUCCAAGAGCUGCACUACGAACCCCAAGCCGACGACUCCACCCUCACCCCCGAAACCACCUACCGCCUCCGAGAUUUCUUCUUCCACCUCUCCCAGGGCCUCCUCGCCCUCGGCGCCGACCUCCACGCCAUCACUCACGUGGCCGACGACCUCCGCGAGCUCGGCUUCGAAAAAGUCACCCAGACCACGCUCAAGUGCCCCAUUGGCGUGUGGCCCAAGAAGCGCGAGCUCUCCGACUGCGGCCAGCUCUUGAAAACCGUCAUCAUCGACGGCCUCAAGGGCAUGGCCAGGAAACCCUUUGUCCACGGCCUCGGCUGGACCAUGAUGCAGCUCGAGAUGUUUCUGGUCGAGGUCAGGAAGGCCACCGCCGACGUGUCCUUUCACACUUUUCUCCCCUUUCACGCCAUCCACGCGAGGAAACCUCUGCCGUGA